UCUUGGAGAAACAACAGUUCGCGCUUAGACCCCAAACCGUACACAACCAUCAAGCAGCAGUGCUGACGUGUACAGUCGAAAUAAAGGAAAAUAAUAAAUUAAGCCCAGAAGAACAAGAAGCUCGAAAAUGAGUCACAAAAUCGCCGCCGUUUUUCUUAUGAUGAGCUGCCUGAUUGCCUCAGCUUAUAGUGCAGCUAAGGUCCCUGUUGCAGUCUACUAUGAAUCUCUGUGCCCUGACAGUGCCAAGUUCAUUACGGAGCAGCUGUAUCCUGCCAUGAAGGGAGAGCUACGAGAGGUGGUGGACCUCACCUUCGUUCCUUUCGGAAAAUCUCACUUCUCUACUCAGGGCUCUGAGGUUACCUUUACCUGCCAUCACGGCCCGAAUGAGUGCUAUGGAAACAAAGUGCAUGCCUGUGCCAUUGAACACAUUCAGGCCAACUCAUAUCAGAUUGAAUUCACGCGCGAAUCCCUGACAUUGGACUUUGUCAACUGCCUGAUGAAGGCCGGAAAGAAUUUCCCCGACAAUGUGUACCCAGGUCAGCGGUGCGCCGCUGAGAACCACGUCAACAACUGGGAGAACAUCAAGAGCUGUGCCAACAGCACUGAGGGUAGUCAGUUGCUCCGUAAGGCAGGUGAAGCCACCCAACGUCUCAAGGAACCUCUGACCAGUGUUCCCACCAUCUUGUUCAACGAGCAAUUUGAAAAGAAGGUGAACGAACGCGCCCAGGUGAACUUCAUCGGCACCAUUUGCCAGUAUGUGUCCGCUCCCCAGCCAAGGAUCUGCACUGCCCACAAUGGAGCCUCCACCUCCUUUGGCCUGGCCAGCGUAAGCGCCAUUCUUAGCUCCCUAAUGGGUCUUUGGGCUCUCCGCUCCCUCUUCUAAGCUGUCAACUGUCAACCAUACCUGCUAUCUCCCACAAACUCUUCCACCUCAGACCAAUUCGCUGUGCAUUCGGGAACCUCAACAGUUUAUUCGUUUUUUUUACUUUUGAACUUUUUGUUGGUUUGCUUUUAGGCCAAUUAAAACACAAUUCGUCCAUCCAUCCAGCUCUUAAAAGUGCAUUACAGAUCUAAUUAUAUUGCAAGAGCUGGUAUUAUUUUAAAUACAAAAUAAACAAUAGAAACUUAAGAAUAUCA
Molecule: messenger RNA, 1137 nt
Organism: Drosophila bipectinata
Lineage: Eukaryota; Metazoa; Arthropoda; Insecta; Diptera; Drosophilidae
Gene: GILT1
Product: Gamma-interferon-inducible lysosomal thiol reductase 1
Molecular function (GO): oxidoreductase activity, acting on a sulfur group of donors, disulfide as acceptor
Source: RefSeq, a predicted model, not a curated record